CACCAUCGAGUUCACACUGGGGAGAAGCCGUUCACCUGCUCAGUCUGUCGGAAGAGAUACACUGAUUCAUCCAGUCUACAGAGACAUCAGCGAGUUCACACUGGGGAGAAGCCAUUCACUUGUUCAGAAUGUGGGAAGCGAUUCACUCAAUCUUUCACCCUACGGAUACAUCAGCGUGUUCACAACGGGGAGAAGCCAUUCACUUGCUCAGUCUGUGGGAAGGGAUUCACUCAGUCAUCCCACUUACAGAGUCACUUGCGAGUUCACACUGGGGAGAAGCCAUUCACUUGCUCAGUCUGUGGGAAGAGAUUCACUCAGUCAUCCCACUCACAGAGUCACUUGCGAGUUCACACUGGGGAGAAGCCAUUCACUUGCUCAGUCUGUGGGAAGAGAUUCACUCAGUCAUCCCACUCACAGAGUCACUUGCGAGUUCACACUGGGGAGAAGCCAUUCACUUGCUCAGUCUGUGGGAAGAGAUUCACUCAGUCAUCCCACUCACAGAGUCACUUGCGAGUUCACACUGGGGAGAAGCCGUUCACCUGCUCAGAACGUGUUAAGCGGUUCACUCAGUCAUCACACCUACAGAGACAACAGCGAGUUCACACUGGGGAGAAGCCGUUCACCUGCUCAGAAUGUGGGAAGGGAUUCACUCAGUCAUCCCACCUCUUGGCACACCAGUCAGUUCACAGUAGGGAGAGGCCAUUGUUAUGAUUCCUUCGGUUUUGUUUGCUGUAGACUGUCAUUUUAAGAGAGAGAGAGAGAUUAAGAAGGAGAAUCAGUCUGACUUGCAGCUUGUUUACAUCGCGUGCAGCUUGUUUAGUUUUAACCGAGGACACAGACACUCAGAGUCAGACAGAGACGAAGGAGAAAAAAUGGAAGGAUCAAAACUAGGGCUACUGACCAAGGGUCACUGAUUGCAACUUUCCUAUGCCCACAAGGAUGGGUUAAUUAUCGAUUCAUCGUACAUCGAAUGUUACCUCUUUUGAUCCGUAGGAGUAGAUCUGAUUUGGGGUAUCAUGUGAAGACCACUGAUGUGUUAACCCUUGCUUGGGUGUGGUGUGGUUAUUCACUUGAAGACGAUACCCCUUGUGACAAGACACUUUCGGUGAUAAUUCGUAUGUGGUUUUGGAACGACGACGGAUAAAACCUACAGCAAAUGUUGUCUUGUUUUACCAGCAUGGAACCUGUGGAAUUCGACAUAAUUGCCUUCCCUUGACAUUUAUCCUGGAUUUCAAAUAUCUCUCUCAUCACCUAUUCCGUGGAUGAACUGAACUUUCAUACUUUACCAUCGCAAGACUCCAAUGCUUGUUUCCCCCGAGCUCAAUAGAUUGGGAGUUUUAUUUACACACAUAUAUACACAUAACACU
This is a messenger RNA of Hypanus sabinus (Atlantic stingray), 1367 nucleotides long. RefSeq names its product gastrula zinc finger protein XlCGF8.2DB-like. The annotation marks the transcript as partial. NCBI's taxonomy places the organism in Eukaryota, Metazoa, Chordata, Chondrichthyes, Myliobatiformes, Dasyatidae. The record is from RefSeq and is a predicted model, not a curated record. Gene Ontology annotation, cellular component: nucleus. Gene Ontology annotation, biological process: regulation of transcription by RNA polymerase II; central nervous system development. Gene Ontology annotation, molecular function: RNA polymerase II cis-regulatory region sequence-specific DNA binding; DNA-binding transcription factor activity, RNA polymerase II-specific. The transcript has a single exon.